ACUGGGACCUGAAAAUAAACUUCACAAAAAGUAAACUAAUGUGCUUUUCAAAUAAAAAGAUAAACCAACUACCAAAAAUAAGAAUAGAUAACAUAGAAAUCAAAUACACUCUAAGCCAUAAAAUUUUAGGCCUAACUUUAGACGCCCCCAAACUAAAAUGGAAAAAACAUUUAGAAAACCUAAAAGUAGAUAUCUUAAAUAGAAUAAACAUAAUGAAAAAACUAACUUCACUAAAUUGGGGAGCAAAUAGAGAAACUCUAUUAAAGUUCUAUAAAAUAUACAUAAAACCAAAAAUUGAAUAUGGAUCAACAAUUUAUGGAGCAGCAAAGGAAUCCGAUUUAAAAAAACUUGAAACACUACAAAACCAAAUUUUAAGACUGGCAACAGCUUGUUUUAGAACAUCUCCAAUAAUAGCUCUUCAAGCAUUAACAAACAUCCCAUCUUUAUCACAAAGAAUAAAAGAACUUGAAUGCAUUCAACUAACAAAAAUUCUAAAUAAACCAAAUAAGACACCAGUAAAACAACAAAUAACAAACUGCAUAAAUGAAUAUAAUCCUCAAAGAGAUAAAAGAUCUCUAGUAUACAGAGCUACGGAAACAAAAAUAAACCUAAAUAUAAACAUAAAUCCAAAUGAAAUCCCAAACAUAUCCCCAAUACCACCUUGGUAUGAUAUUUCAGAAAAUGUACAAAUAGACUUUAUGAAUAAUAUAACAAAAAAUACUCCUCAAAUAAUCAUCCAAAAACAAUUCCAGGAGUUAAUAAAUACGAAUUAUAAAGACUUUAACAGAAUUUUCACUGAUGGAUCAAAAAUAAAAGAACCAGAUUCAACUUCAGCAGCAAUCUACAUCCAAAACAAAAAUAUAACAACUAUUUGGAAAUUGCCUCCUAAAAUAGAAAUCACACACGCAGAAUUAUUUGCCAUAAAACAAGGACUAAAGUAUGUAAUAAAUAAUAAACUGACAAAAACUAUAAUACUAACAGACUCUCAAUCAUCCUUACAAUUAAUAAAAAACUCUAAACCACUAAAUUAUAAACAAAUCACAUACGAAAUACAAAAACAGAUACACUUUCUCUCAACAAGAAAACAAGAGAUUAAGAUACAGUGGAUUCCAUCACACAAAAACAUUAAGGGAAAUGAAAUUGUUGACCUAGCGGCAAAGAAGGCCCAUGAAAUAAAUAAUCACAUGUCUAUACCACCAGAUCCAAAUUAUAUCAUAAAAGAAAUUAAGAUAAAGAAUAACAAACAAUGGGAAUCAAACUUAAAAAGAAUCCUAAGUACAAAAAAUUACCUCAUCAAAGAUAACACUGAAAAGCCAUGGACUAGAGCAAAAUAUAGAAAACUAGACACAUGCAUCUCAAGACUCACAACCAAACACACAAGACUAAAACAACAUCUUUACAGAAUGAAAAUGGAAAAUGACCCCUUCUGCAGAUGGUGCAAGAACCAAGAAGAGACCAUAGAACACAUGUUUUUAUACUGCCCAAGAUUCAACUCUCACAGAACAAAAUUAAAAGAUGCAUUAAGACGAGUAAAAAUUAAUGAUAUUGACAUUAAUCUUCUGAUUACAGGUGCAGAUCAACCAUCUACAAUAAAGUACUACAUAUUAAGACACACAAAGAUUUUCCUACAAACAACCAAAUUAUUUGAUAUAAUUUAAGAAACAAGAAGCAAAAAAAAAAAAAAAAGAAGAUCCAGGGGAUAUAGACAACAGU
This is a messenger RNA of Penaeus indicus, 1713 nucleotides long. RefSeq lists its product as uncharacterized. Gene Ontology annotation, molecular function: nucleic acid binding; RNA-DNA hybrid ribonuclease activity. Gene Ontology annotation, biological process: DNA replication, removal of RNA primer. The record is from RefSeq and is a predicted model, not a curated record. Bases 39 to 1658 code for a protein of 539 amino acids. Lineage: Eukaryota; Metazoa; Arthropoda; Malacostraca; Decapoda; Penaeidae. The transcript has a single exon.